Canis lupus familiaris (dog) is the source of this 2290-nucleotide messenger RNA. RefSeq names its product radial spoke head component 1 (gene RSPH1). Gene Ontology annotation, biological process: axoneme assembly; spermatid development. The record is from RefSeq and is a predicted model, not a curated record. Gene Ontology annotation, cellular component: motile cilium; nucleus. Bases 76 to 978 code for a protein of 300 amino acids. The transcript is spliced from 9 exons. NCBI's taxonomy places the organism in Eukaryota, Metazoa, Chordata, Mammalia, Carnivora, Canidae.
AGACGCGGCGGUGCAGGCGGCGGGGACCUACAGAGACGCGCUGGUGGCGGCGAGGACCCAGACCCGGGCGAGGCCAUGUCGGACCUGGGCUCGGAGGAGCUGGAGGAGGAGGGAGAGAAUGAUAUUGGGGAAUACGACGGGGAACGGAAUGAGGCAGGCGAACGACACGGACACGGGAAGGCAAGACUGCCCAACGGGGACACGUAUGAAGGGAACUACGAGCACGGUAAAAGACACGGCCAGGGGAUCUACAAAUUUAAAAGCGGCGCUCGGUACAUCGGAGAGUACGUUAAAAAUAAAAAGCAUGGUCACGGCACUUUUAUAUACCCAGAUGGAUCAAGAUACGAAGGUGAGUGGGCCGAUGACCUAAGGCACGGCUAUGGUGUGUACUACUACGUCAAUAAUGAUACCUACACUGGAGAGUGGUUUGCUCACCAAAGGCACGGGCAAGGCACCUAUUUCUACGCAGAGACGGGCAGCAAGUAUGUAGGUACCUGGGUGAAUGGGCAGCAAGAGGGAGCAGCCGAGCUCAUUCACUUGAACCACAGGUACCAGGGCAAGUUCUUGAACAAAAACCCUGUCGGCCCUGGAAAGUACGUGUUUGACAUCGGAUGUGAACAGCAUGGGGAGUACCGCCUCACGGACGUGGAAAGAGGAGAAGAGGAGGAGGAGGAAGAGACGACGAUGAUGACUCUGGUUCCAAAAUGGAAAGCCACCAAAAUCACGGAACUGGCUCUGUGGACCCCGACCCUCCCUGAGGAGCAUCCACCUGCAGAGGCACCUGGCCCAGAAGAGGUUCUAGGAGCCGAGGGUGACGGGGAGCUCAUGGAGGAGGGCCAGGCUCUGGCGGACAUUUCCGAAGGGGAGACUGACUCCUUGAGGCCUGGGGAGGAUGACGGAGAUUCCACCAGGGAGGACAGCCGGGAGUACGGCCGGGACGAUUACCGAUAUGACACCACCGACCAGGGGCUGCUGUGACGAAGGAGCACGACAGGAACGCGUCAUCUCACAGUCCGGAGGCUGGAGGUCCGAGACCCAGGCGUGGGCUUCUCCCGAGGCCUCUCUCCCGGGCAUGUGACGCCGUCUUCCCCAUGUCCUCACUGGUUGUCCCAUGCGUGUGUCCUGAUCUCUUCUCAUAGGGACACCGGUCAGAUUGCGUCUGGCCACCCCGCUUCCCCUUACCCACCUCUUAAGAGACCCAGCCUCCAAAUAAGGCUACAUUCUGAGGAGCUGGGGGUGUGGACUUCAACUUAGGGAUUCUGGGGACACACAAUUUAACCCAUAAAAGUCACCAACGUGGACCAGACCCCCCCCCCAGAAAAAACCCCAAAUCUCAAAUUUGGUUCUAAAAUAAUACUUGCUUCAGUGGGAAAUUACGAUGGUUGUUUCUCAGCACAGAGAGAGGGUGUUUCCAGGCGAUGGUGGCCCCAGACCUGCGACCACAGACGUGUCCCCUGGAGGCUCCAGAUUCCCCAUCAGCCCGGGCUCAGGCUCCCGAAUCCUUGGCUGCCUGGCCCCAAGGGCAUCCCCCAUCCCUUCCAUCUUCUGAAAGAGCAGGUGGGGAGUCCGGGAGAGGCCUCCCUCCCUGCGCCACAGGCUCGGGGACACAAAUGAGGGGAGGCAAGCAGGUGCCAACCGAGGACAGGUCCUUUCCAGGCCUGGUUUUCAGCCCCAGGGGAGGGAAGCAGAGAUGCUGCGCGGCCGGGCGGCCCGAGCGUGUGCAGGCCCGUCAGCAGGGGGCAGGGCAGCCUCACCAGUCUUGGGCCCUGCACGCCCGGAGCCGCCGACCUUUGUUUCUGGGCUUCCCACUUGCUGGAAAAAUUGAAAACUUGCACCAACCAGAGAUGAACCCCAACCCUCCCUUUCCCCAACGCGGCUCUGAUGCUCUGAUCGCAGGGCCCCCUCCUUACAGGGAGGCCCAUCCUGGGAGCUAAAAGGGACAGGACCGGGCUUUCCCUCCCUUGCGUCAGAAUGGAGGGGCUGGUCAGACCCAGAAUCACAGAAUAUAAAGAAAAUGGAGCUUCUUGCUCUCCUGACCUUGGCAUCUGAGAUUCGAACCCAUCUCGUCGUCUCUUGCAAGACCCCAUCAGCAGCCCAGCAAGGAGGGUGGGCCCCCCUUCAUUCCCCGGGGGGGCAUGUGACCUCUGCAGCCUCACCCCCCACGGGGUGAACCAGGCACCCGGGGACCACCCCCCACGAAGGGGCCACUAUCUAAACUCCACUUGCUUGAAAAAGUGAAGUUUUUAUUCAUCGUCCUGAUUAGUGAUGUUGGGGAGAACAUGGGAGCCUU